AUGGACAUCAUUGGACAUUUGCCAAAUAAGCUGUACAAUUGCGAUGAAACGGGGCUCACCAUUGUGCAACACAAAACAAGUAAAGUCUUAGCCUUAAAGGGAAAGAGACAAGUUGGCGCUCUUUCAUCUGCCGAAAGAGAUUCACUUGUAACUGUAGUGACAUGUAUGAGUGCAGCGGAGGAUUAUAUUCCACCGCUGUUCGUAUUUCCCAGGGUUAAUAUGAAGGCUGAAUUGCUAGAUGGAACCCCAAAUGGAUCCAUCGCUAUAUACCAUAAAUCCGGCUGGAUUCAAAUGGACGCUUCCUGCAGUAGUUUAGAAAACAAGUUUUUGCCUAACGUGAAGCCCAGCAAAGAUGACCCUGUCGUACUGGUUUUGGAUGGGCACUACUCGCAUACCAGGAAUUUAGAACUGCUUGCACUAGUUGCACGAGAAAAUGGAGUGCAUAUAAUUUCCUUUCCUCCGCAUUGUACCCAUAAAAUGCAGCCGCUUGACAAAGCCUUUAUGUCCCCGUUGAAAACAUACUAUGCGCAGGCCAUCGAAAAUUGUUUGGGACAAAACAGUGGUAGAGUUGUUACACAUUACCAGGUUGGAAGACUUUUUGGAGAAGCCUACAAUCAAGCAGCAACGGUCGCAACAGCAACAAAUGGAUUUAGAAUCACAGGUUUAUUUCCUUGCAAUUGCAACGUUUUCCAGCCUCAUGAAUUCGUUUCUGAUGCGAAUGGUAGCGAUUUUGUUCAACAGGAUCAAAAUAUUUCCAUAACCCAAAUAGAAGAUAGAGAGUCUCAACCAAGCUGCAGCGUAAUUCAAAACAAUUUAGAGGAACGCCCAAAAAAUAAAUGGAAAAGGAGCUAA
This is a messenger RNA of Acanthoscelides obtectus, 852 nucleotides long. The record is from the annotation of a GenBank genome assembly. NCBI's taxonomy places the organism in Eukaryota, Metazoa, Arthropoda, Insecta, Coleoptera, Chrysomelidae.